Messenger RNA from Galendromus occidentalis (western predatory mite), 1065 nucleotides. Its product is annotated as putative protein TPRXL. The record is from RefSeq and is a predicted model, not a curated record. The transcript is spliced from 6 exons. Lineage: Eukaryota; Metazoa; Arthropoda; Arachnida; Mesostigmata; Phytoseiidae. Bases 1 to 1065 code for a protein of 354 amino acids.
AUGUUUGUUCAGCAGAAAUUUGUCCUCGUUUGCCUCGCACUCUCGGCGGCAGCCGCAGCCCAAUCGGUGCACCCGAUCGGCGGCAGCGCGAGUCCCCAGAAAUCGCCUGUUCCGGUACAGAGUGGAUCGUUUCCUCAGAACCCUGUCGGGAAUGGCAACCUUGUCGCAGCAGGUAGCUCCAAAGUACCUCAACUGAGCGUGGCCGACAUCCUGGCGUUGCGGCGAGCGGUUCAACAGCGCCAGCUUCUCUCCAGGUCGGGGGUAGUUUCUCCAUCUUCCGGUCGUCUCCCGCAUCCGUAUGGAUACAACUUUGUGGGAGACUCAGUGCGGGCUCAGUUUGCUGAUUUAUCCGGACCUGGAGCUGCCUAUGGCGACUACAUGGCGUCAGGGUCGGCUCCUCCCCCCAAAGCUGUCAAGCCUUCGAUCUCAACACGCUUCAGGAGCUUCAUGAACUCCCUAUUCUUCAGGAGCUCGAGCUCGGUCGCGCCGGCUUUCUACCAACCCGCCCCGGGAACGAUUUACAGACCCGGACCCGCAUCCUACCUUCCGCAACCGGCUCAGCAACCUCGGAUUCCUCCGGAUUUCUCCGCUAAAUCAUCCGCUGGCUACCCGACUUCCUUCACAGGAGUCUCUAACAAACCCGUGAAGGAUUACUCUUCGGCGUCGCUUCCCUCGAAACCAUCGUUCGUGCCAUCGUACUCGUCAUCCGUAUCGUCUAGUGUGUCAUCCUCUUCCCCGUCAUCGAAGGCAUCGUCGGCUGUCUCACCGAUUUCAUCGGCUUCGAAUCCCCACGCAAGCGUCGCCACAGCCUCCGGGUUCUACCCUUCGAUGCCGAUAUCUUCUUCCAGUUCUUCACCAUCAUCAUCAUACGACAAAUCCCGCUUCUCUUCAUUAUACGGUAGCAACGGCUUCACGGCGAAAGCGUCCCCUGUCAAAUCGUCGAAAUCGAUAAAAACUCACCUUCCAUCGGGAGCCUCGGACGAGAAGUUCCCGGAAGCCGAUGAAAUCGCCGACCAUCUGAAGAAGAAGAAGCCAAGCAAGCUCCAGGAACCGCCUACCGUAUAA